Molecule: messenger RNA, 1938 nt
Organism: Panonychus citri (citrus red mite)
Lineage: Eukaryota; Metazoa; Arthropoda; Arachnida; Trombidiformes; Tetranychidae
Product: glucose-6-phosphate exchanger SLC37A4-like
Biological process (GO): phosphate ion transmembrane transport; glucose-6-phosphate transport
Cellular component (GO): endoplasmic reticulum membrane
Molecular function (GO): glucose 6-phosphate:phosphate antiporter activity
Source: RefSeq, a predicted model, not a curated record
AAAAUGUGAAUGUCAAUCUUUUAAUUGUAAUGGUUAAUUUACUUACUAAUUGUUGGUGUUUUACUUUUUAUCAAUCAACUUGAUGUCUAUUGUUUAAACACUACAAUUUAUCAAGAGGCCUUCAUCUUGCUUCAUGUUAACUUUAUCUCCAAUUAAUGAUCACAAUUGAUUAUCCAUCAUCUUUAUUAUCAACGUUUGAUUAUUUUACUUUUUCUCAACUAAAAGUGGUUACCAUUGUGAUUAAGAACAAUCUAUUUUUUUUUUCUUCCACACUGUAAUUGAUUACAGAAUUAAUUCUGUUAAUUCUGUUUGUUGUCUCUCCAACUAUACUUUCUCUCUGUUAAUUAUCUCAUAUUUGUCUUGGUAUUUUCACAUUCAAUUUGUUUUUCUUACGUUGAUCAACUUUUUCUUAGUUGAUUGUUGAUUUGUUUUUUUUUCUUGUUUUUGGUAAACAAUUUCAAGGAACACCAUCGAAAUCCAUGCAAUGGCUUCUCUCAAGGAGAAACAAUUGAAACGCUACCAAUUGAAUAUAUUUUCAUCUCUAUUCCUUGGCUAUGGAAGCUAUGGACUUAAUCGUAAAAGUGUUUCCUUGGCGAUGCCUUCGAUGAUGGAAUCGGGAUUAGGAACAAAUGAAGCUGGUUUAAUUGCUAGCAGUCAGAAUUUGGCUUAUGCUAUAAGUAAAUUUGCCGGUGGUCUUUUAUCUGAUCGUAUAUCUGCUCGUUUACUUUUCUCAAUUGGAUUAAUCACCAGCGGAUUGAUCACAAUUGUCUUUUCUCUCAGUGAAUCAAUUCCCGUUUACACCUUCCUUUGGUUUCUCAAUGGCCUGGCACAAGGAGCUGGUUGGCCUGCGUGUGCCAAACUACUUCGAGAGUGGUAUGAUCCAAUUUCUUUUGGUACAUGGUGGAGUUUACUAUCUGCUAGUACAAAUAUCUCCGGUGGAAUAUCACCUUUCGUUGCUGCCUUUUUAACCACGACCUAUGGUUGGCGAACUAGUAUUUUCUUUUCGGGAGCAGUUUCCGUUUUCUUUGGAGUUGUCGCAUUUAUUUUCGUCAUCAAUUCCCCAACUCAGGUUGGAUUAAAAGGCUUUAAUCAAAGUUCUAAACAACAAGACAAGAAAGGUAAAUCUCAAGGGAAAGAAACUAUCGCCGAUCUAAUUAAAAGUCCAAUGUUAUGGAUCGUCGCUAUUUCUUACAUGAGUGUUUUCUGCUCCAAGACGAGUUCCACUGAUUGGGGUCAAGUUUAUUUGAUCGAAGAGAAACAAUCUCAAUAUGUUGCCAGUGGAUUUACAAGUAGCAUUGAGAGCGGUGGUUUCGUUGGUUCCAUUCUUGCUGGUUGGUUAACUGAUGUUUUUCUUAAACUUCGUAAAGAAAAAAACACGGUCAAGGGUCGAAUGCCAGUGGCCAUUUUAAUGAUGAUCGGGGUUGCCGUUUGUUUCCAUUUACUCUAUUUCCAAGUUACACCGGAUACACCGAAAUUCACAAUAGCUUCAAUUGGCUUCGUUCUUGGUGCUUGUCUUUAUGGGCCAAUUGCUUUGUUCGGUAUACUAGCGACAGAAUCUGCUCCUUCUCACCUUUCGGGUACUGCUCACGCAAUUGUCGCUUUAUCGGCCAAUGUUGGUGCAAUUAUCUCGGGAUUACCGUUUAGUUAUGUUGCCGCUUACUAUUCAUGGGGAUCCAUUUUCUUCCUACUCGAAGUGAUUACUAUUGUCACUGUUUUGAUUAUGUGUUCAUUUGUUAAAUUUAUUCCAACCGUUAAACGGAAAGCGGCUUAAUAAGUGGACAUAAGUUAAGAAAUUGUAUUUUUUUUUGGACAAAAACUGUUGUUAAUGUGCAUUUAAUUACAACGAAUCAAACACAAUUGUUACCUAGUUUUCAAUGUUUAUAUGAUCAAAAAGUUUUUUUUUGGCAUUGAUGAAAAUAAAGAUUAUUUACAAUUAAA